This is a messenger RNA of Abrus precatorius (Indian licorice), 1830 nucleotides long. RefSeq lists its product as uncharacterized. The transcript has 4 exons. Lineage: Eukaryota; Viridiplantae; Streptophyta; Magnoliopsida; Fabales; Fabaceae. The record is from RefSeq and is a predicted model, not a curated record. Bases 94 to 1011 code for a protein of 305 amino acids.
GCCAUUGUGUGGUGCGGAUAAAAGGGAGGAAGAGAAGUGAAGCCCAAAACAAACCUAACAACACACACACACUCUCUUCUUCUCAGAAUCAGAAUGUCUCGUCGUCACUCCGAUUCCAAGCGACGCCAUUCCAGAUUCGAUACCCAACCAAGUUGCAGCCCCAAGAGAUAUAGAAGCGAUGGAAAACAUGAAAGAGAGAGAGAUACAGGAAAUGGAGAGCAUAGACAGCAUCGGCAGAUGAAUGAGUCUAAGCAACAAUCUGGUUCUGGGUCUCUGCAUAAGGACACGGACAAUAAACCAAAUAAUCAUUCUGAAGCACCCAAACAGGCACCUGAUCCUAUCCAACAUCCAAGAUCUCUCUCUUAUUUUCAGCAUGAUGAACGAGCUAGUACUGGGCAGGUUGGCCAAAGCUCUGGUCAAAGAAAAGCUGGUGAGCGUGGAUGGUGGAAGGACUCUAAGAAUCAGCACAAUGAAAGGGCAGAGACAAGUCAUGUAAGAGAGCAGAGAGAUGAGAAAUUACAAGCUAAACCAGAUGAUACUACUUUCCAGAGAAGAGAUGGUUUUUCUGGAAGGAAAGAUGACAUGGCUCCUACCUCAAGGAAAAGGCCUGCAUUUAGGGAAAAAAAGAUUCCAGUGGAUUUGGUAGAUGCUAAUCUGGCUGCAACAGUGGCAGUAAAGUCAAGCCAGAUUGACCACCCUCCAGAAAGGAAUGGAAGGAAGGAGGAAAGAAGCAGCAACCCACAUCAUUUGGAUAGAACUGAGAAGCAAUUUGCAGAUGACAGAGCUAACAAAGUUGAAACUAGGAGAGAUGGGUUCCCAUCAAGAGGAAGGUAUGUGGGCAAUGGCAGUUACAGGGGAAGAGAUAAAUUUAAUGGAAGACAAGGUUAUCGUCCUAGUAAGACUCAAACUGAGAAGUGGAAACAUGAUUUGUAUCAAGAGGUAAAUAAGGAUCCCAUUCCACAGAACGAGGAUGAGCAGAUUGCAAAGCUAGAAGCACUCUUGGCUUCGUAAAAGCAAACAGCAUCCAAUAUUUCAGAGAUCUUCAAGGUUGUUUUGUAAAUCAUCCAUAUCGACUUGUAGAUUACGGGACAAUAUCCAGACAUGAAGCACCACUUGAUUAAGCAUUUCAUUUCUUCUGGUUUAUGUGUGUAAUUUUAUAAGCGUACACUGCUCGUAGUUGCUGAGCCUGUUGCAACGUCAAGUUAUCACCAUCUUCAGCAAGCCAGGGAUUUGUUUGGGUUUUAGCAGAGGUAAUAUAGAUCCGAUCCCCGCUGACUGAGGCAUACAGGUUUUGAAAUUGGACCCAUGGCUUCAUUGGAUCACAGAGCAAUAUGCAAUUGAAAUGCUUGUAUUCUGUUUCCCUAAACUAUCAAACCUUUUUACUUGUUUUAGACAAUUUCUAGAACCUCCUUUUUCGUCAACUAGUUUGUGAGAUGAUUUCAUGUCAAAAGAUUUAUAUUUGGGUCAAAUUUAUGCACCCCUAUCAAGUAUGUCAAGUACGUGGCUGCUUGGUUGACCUAAAUUGAGCAGAGAUGAGUGCCUAAGCUUGCUCGAACCCAAACCAGGUAAAAACAUUUACAAUUCGAGGGUGACACUGCAGAACUUUACGCACAUUUUCCGGACUGCUAUUUCUGACCAUUCGUGUUGUUAGAACUUGGGACGUUGGGGUAGAUUAGAUUCGCUCUCUGAAUUUUUUAUGUACACUUUGACACCAUACUUGGCCUUAAAAAUAAUUUUGGUUCUUUUAAAAUGAGAUGUAUAACGUGAGACAGUUAUGAUUUACUUAUUAUUUAUUUAAUUGAUUGUAUAAUAUAACAAUAGAUAAAUUUU